This is a messenger RNA of Medicago truncatula (barrel medic), 963 nucleotides long. RefSeq names its product ankyrin repeat-containing protein P16F5.05c. Bases 267 to 731 code for a protein of 154 amino acids. The transcript is spliced from 2 exons. The record is from RefSeq and is a predicted model, not a curated record. NCBI's taxonomy places the organism in Eukaryota, Viridiplantae, Streptophyta, Magnoliopsida, Fabales, Fabaceae. Gene Ontology annotation, cellular component: BRCA1-A complex; BRCA1-BARD1 complex. Gene Ontology annotation, biological process: protein K6-linked ubiquitination. Gene Ontology annotation, molecular function: protein binding; ubiquitin-protein transferase activity.
ACAAAUUUGGUUUACGCUGUUUAAUUUAUCUUUCCUCUUUUUCAAAACAAAAAUGAAACUGUGACAUCUGAACCCUAACCCUCUUUCACAUUGCAACUCUGUCGCCGCCGUCUUCCCUGCCUUCGCCCGCCGCUGUUGUCUUCCUUGCCGUCGCCCGCAGCUGUCCACUUGCCUUCCUCUGUGUUGGUCGAAUUGCCUGGCAGUUGCAGGUUCUUUGGUUUCUCUCUGCAACCUGAGCAGCGAGUGAGGUCAGGUACCAUCUUAAUAUGGGAGCAGUCGAAGAUAACAUUAAUCUGCAGGACCCAACUGAGACGAUGACAGAGAAUAUUGAAGCCUUGCUUGAGGCAGCAAGAUAUGAUGACAUGGAUGAUGUUGUGAGCUUAACAUCCAAUGGUGUUCCUCUUAAUUCCAAGGAUGAUCAAGGAAGAACCGCUCUUCAUAUGGCUGCAGCAAAUGGACAUGUUAAUAUUGUGGAGUAUUUAAUCAGCAAAGGAGCGGAUCUUAAUUCAGAAAAUGUGGAAAAGAAUACUCCUCUUCAUUGGGCGUGCCUCAAUGGGCAUGUUGAGGUUGUGAAGAAAUUAAUCAUUGCUGGAGCUAAUGUUAGUGUUUUAAACAGUUAUGAGAGGACUCCAAUGGAUGAAGCUGUGACUAGGGGAAAACUUGAAGUGAUGGAUGCAAUUAAUGAAGCAGAGGCACUAGUUGAACUUCGUGGUGCUCUGGUUUCUUCAUAGGAAACUUAAAUUUAUGGUUCUAAUUUGCAUGUAAUAUGAAACUUUGGUGAGUUAUACCAGCCUUCUGAUCACAUGAUGUGGCGUCUACAUGGAUAAGUGUUGAUGUAGAUUUCUGUUUAUCUAGUCAAUGAAAAACCAAAGAGGGUGACCAAACUUGAAAAUAAAAAACUUGAAUGUGAGUUCCUCAACAAAAAAAAAAACCUUGAAUGUGAGAUCUUCUAUGUGAUUAAAA